GUCGUUCAGGCACGAUACACGUGGGUUCAGCGAUCAGCGGAAAAUGUCUGGACUGGAUCGUGUGGUGAAACCAAAAACAAAGAGAUCGAAGAGAUUUUUGGAAAACAGGGGACCCAAACUCAACGAGAAUAUCAAAAAUGCCAUGCUCAUUAAAGGAGGCAAUGCUAAUAAUACAGUCACGCAAGCACUAAAAGAUAUUUAUGCUUUGAAAAAGCCAUAUGGUGUACUCUAUAAAAAGAAAAAUAUGACCAGGCCUUUUGAGGAUCAGACAUCUCUGGAGUUUUUUGCAAAGAAAUCCGAUUGUUCCUUGUUUGUAUUUGGCUCUCAUAACAAAAAGCGGCCAAACGACCUUAUCUUUGGCCGCAUGUAUGAUUUUCAUGUUCUAGAUAUGGUUGAGUUGGGAGUGGAAAAGUAUGUUUCAUUACAGGAAAUCAAGAACUGCAAGUGUCCUGAAGGUACCAAACCACUUCUGAUAUUUGCUGGCGAUGCAUUUGAAAUGAGUGAAGAUUAUAGACGGCUGAAAAGUUUGCUUAUUGAUUUCUUCCGAGGACCCACUGUGACUGGGGUUCGUCUGGCUGGCCUGGAGCAUGUCUUGCAUUUCACAGCAGUUGAUGGGAAAAUUUUUAUGCGUAGCUACAAGGUGCUAAUGAAGAAAUCUGGAUGCAGGACACCAAGAAUUGAGCUUGAAGAAAUAGGACCUUCAUUUGACUUUGUUGUCAGGAGGACACAUCUGGCUUCUGAUGACUUGUAUAGACUUUCCCUCAAACAACCCAAAGCCCUUAAGGCAAAGAAGAAAAAGAACAUAUCUCAUGAUGCUUUUGGCACCAAAUUUGGGCGCAUCCAUAUGCAAAAGCAAGAUCUUAGUAAAUUGCAGACAAGAAAAAUGAAAGGCUUGAAAAAGAGAGCAGCAGACACAAUGGAAGCAGAAGACCAAAAUAUAACAAACACAAAGAAAGCUAAGCAGAAUUAGUACCACUAAAGCUGGAAUGUUGCAGUGUUUGUGAAAUAGUUAAGGCAGGAUCAGGCCAUGCUUAAAAGACUGACGUUUUUCAAGACUGCAGCCCGUUAAAAAGAUUUGGGUUGUGUUACUAUAAUCAUAUAUGAAAAAGCUGAACUACCAUACUGUAUCCAAUCUUUGUAGGCUCAACCAUCAAUUAAAUUUCAUUUUGUAUCUGG
Xenopus laevis (African clawed frog) is the source of this 1176-nucleotide messenger RNA. It is a transcript of the gene rpf2.S, whose product is annotated as ribosome production factor 2 homolog S homeolog. Lineage: Eukaryota; Metazoa; Chordata; Amphibia; Anura; Pipidae. Gene Ontology annotation, biological process: rRNA processing; maturation of LSU-rRNA; ribosomal large subunit assembly. The record is from RefSeq and is marked provisional. Gene Ontology annotation, molecular function: rRNA binding. Gene Ontology annotation, cellular component: nucleolus.